Molecule: messenger RNA, 10285 nt
Organism: Chiloscyllium plagiosum (whitespotted bambooshark)
Lineage: Eukaryota; Metazoa; Chordata; Chondrichthyes; Orectolobiformes; Hemiscylliidae
Gene: abl1
Product: ABL proto-oncogene 1, non-receptor tyrosine kinase
Biological process (GO): protein phosphorylation
Molecular function (GO): ATP binding; protein binding; non-membrane spanning protein tyrosine kinase activity
Source: RefSeq, a predicted model, not a curated record
AUGUCACCGAUGGAAGCCAGGCAAGAGCUUCAAAGAGCUUCAUUGUUGGAUGUGGAACGUAAGCAAGUCUCCCAGUGCUGGGGGAGGGAGGAAGCUGUGUUCAGAGAGCUCAGGAAAAGCAGGCUCAUAUGUCUCGCACAGGCUCUCCACAGCUUCGAACAGCUAAUUCUCCCAAAAAGUUAAGCUGGGUUUGAGUUACAGUUACGAAAAGAAAAAUGGGUGCGGUACACGUUCGUUAAGUUUCACGUCCGACAGCAACUAACAAAAAAAAAGUUUUUGCGCUCUGUUAAAUCAAAUUCCUAACUUUACCGCUCCACCCCCUUUCUGCUUCUGGAUGUGAAUUCUGAAGGGGGGAGGGGGGUUUGGAGUUGGAAUUAUUUUAACCAAACGAAAGUGACUACUUCUAAGCAAGAAGAGGAGGAAACCGGAAAAAAAAAGGAAUCACUUCGAUUUGAAGUUAAACAAAUGAAAAUGCUGGAGAUUUGCCGCAAGCUGGUGGGGUGUAAAUCAAGGAAGACUCUGUCUGCUUCAUCCAGCUGCUACCUGGAAGAAGCUCUACACCGUCCAGAUUUUGAGUCACAAGGCCUGACCGAGGCUGCCCGGUGGAACUCCAAAGAGAACUUGCUUGCUUGCCCUAGUGAAAAUGACCCCAACCUUUUUGUUGCACUGUAUGACUUUGUUGCCAGCGGGGACAAUACACUCAGCAUAACCAAAGGUGAAAAGCUUCGUGUUUUGGGCUACAACCACAAUGGAGAAUGGUGUGAGGCUCAGACUAAAAAUGGCCAGGGCUGGGUUCCCAGCAACUAUAUUACACCUGUUAACAGUCUAGAGAAACACUCCUGGUACCAUGGGCCAGUCUCACGCAAUGCUGCAGAAUACCUCCUCAGCAGUGGCAUCAAUGGGAGUUUUCUGGUGCGAGAGAGUGAAAGUAGCCCCGGACAAAGAUCCAUAUCACUUCGUUAUGAAGGAAGGGUAUACCACUACAGGAUAAACACUGCAUCUGAUGGGAAGCUAUAUGUAUCUUCAGAGAGUCGCUUCAACACCUUGGCAGAACUUGUUCACCACCACUCUACAGUGGCUGAUGGACUUAUCACCACCCUACACUACCCAGCUCCCAAACGUAACAAGCCCACAAUUUACGGAGUCUCCCCGAAUUAUGACAAAUGGGAGAUUGAGCGGACAGACAUUACGAUGAAACACAAGCUGGGUGGAGGGCAGUACGGUGAGGUGUACGAGGGAGUGUGGAAAAAAUACAACCUGACUGUGGCAGUGAAAACACUGAAGGAAGAUACCAUGGAAGUGGAAGAAUUCUUGAAAGAGGCUGCAGUUAUGAAGGAAAUUAAGCAUCCUAAUCUGGUACAGCUGCUAGGUGUAUGUACCCGGGAGCCUCCGUUUUACAUCAUCACGGAGUUUAUGACUCACGGUAACCUUCUAGAUUAUCUACGUGAUUGCAACAAGGAGGAAGUGAAUGCUGUUGUGCUGCUAUACAUGGCAACUCAGAUCUCCUCUGCGAUGGAGUAUUUGGAGAAGAAAAAUUUCAUUCACAGGGAUCUUGCCGCUAGGAACUGCCUUGUAGGGGAGAACCACUUGGUUAAAGUGGCUGAUUUUGGACUAAGUAGAUUAAUGACAGGGGAUACAUAUACAGCACAUGCUGGGGCAAAGUUUCCCAUUAAAUGGACUGCUCCAGAAAGUUUGGCAUACAACAAAUUUUCAAUCAAAUCCGAUGUGUGGGCAUUUGGUGUCCUGCUGUGGGAGAUUGCAACUUAUGGCAUGUCUCCCUACCCUGGAAUUGACCUUUCACAAGUUUAUGACCUGUUGGAAAAGGACUACAGGAUGGAGCGGCCUGAGGGCUGUCCAGAGAAAGUCUAUGAAUUGAUGCGAGCAUGUUGGAAGUGGAACCCAGGAGACCGACCAUCAUUUGCAGAUAUCCAUCGCGCUUUUGAUACAAUGUUCCAAGAAUCAAGUAUAUCAGAGGAGGUUGAGAAAGAGCUCGGGAAGAAAGGAGGGAAAUGCUGUGGCAGCAACAAACCACAGGCACCAGAACUGCCAACCAAAACACGCACCCUGCGCAGAACGACUGAGAGCAAAGAGCCAAUUGAAGUUCAGGAGGUGUCCCAUUCAAUAUUUAAAGUCUUGAGCCAACAUGAUUCCGGGGAUCAUGAGAUGGCAGUUUCUCCCAUGCUGCCACGCAAGGACAGAGACCAGGACAGCAACCUGGACGAUGACCGUUUGCAGUCUUUCACCAAGGAGAAAGGCAAAUCCAGCUCCAUCUUCAGCUCCUUUAUCAAAAAGAAGAAGAAGACCGCACCCGCCCCUCCCAAGCGCAGCAGCUCAUUCCGAGACACGGACGGGCAGGUGGAGCGUAAGGGAGAGGCACUGGAAGACACCAGCACUGGGAAAGAUACAAACAACGGAGCCUUUCUCAAUAGCGUAGCCCCUCUUGACGCAAUCGAUCUGAGUAAAUUGCAGCACUCAUUUAGCACUGUGGCACAAACUGCAAACAAUGGAGGUGGAGGAGUCACCAAUGGAAGCUUCUUGGGGACGACUGGGUUCUUCUCUCCACAUUUGAAGAAAUCCAACACAUUAACGUCCAGCAAAGCUGCGGGGAGUGAAGAAGAGCCAAUCUCCAACACCAAACGCUUCAUGAGAUCUUGCUCUGCGUCCUCUAUGCCUCCAGGCAGCAAGGAGAUGGAGAGGAAAGCACUGACGCUGCCCCGAGAUCUCCAGUCGGUGGGGAAGCCGGCAGAAUCUGUCCUGGCCUCUGGCUGUGACAGGACUGAGAAGCCAGCGUUGCCUCGGAAAAGGACAAAUGAAACUAAAGUGGACGUGGUGCCUCGGGGCAGCAUGACUGCUCCUCCUCGGCUGCCAAAAAAGACAGACGAGUUAAAUGAUGAUGUUUUUGCUAACCUGGAGUCCAGUCCCAGCUCCAGCCCACCAACAUCGACUCCAAAACUUGUCCGCAGGCAGCCAGGGACUGUUGUGUCCAGUGGUCUUGGCCUCAAGGACAAGGACGAAGGUGGGAAGAUUUGUGCCUUAAAUUCCCCACAGGAGCCCAUCUCCUCCAGCCUGGCUGCCCCUGCACUGAAGCAGAGCUCCACCUCUUUCCUUGGGGGAGUGAAUCAGCUGACUGAGGACUCGAGGGCACGGCGGUUCAAGCAGGCUUCUGACCAGCUGCUGUCAGCUCCCGUUAGGGACCGGGGCAAACUGCAGAAAUCCAAGCCGGCUCCCCCUCCUCCACCAGCUACAAAAUCCCUUCGGCCGCCUCGGAGUCCGACCCACGAGGCCACAGCCGAGAGUGCCACAGGCGUCAAGCCUAAGCCGGUCAUGGACACUUCGGGUGGGGAGGCUACAAAGGCCCCCCCACCAGGGGAUGCAGUUAAAAGGCCCGCCCUCCAUUCAGCACCAAAGUCCCAGUCCUCAACGAGGCCGUCAGCUGCCUCCUCAUCCUCCACACAACCUGCCUUAUCAAACCCAAGCACCGAACAGCAAACCUCCACCACUACAGCCUUCAUCCCCCUCAUCUCCACCAGGGUGUCUCUGCGCAAGACCCGGCUUCAGCCCGAGAGGAUGGCCAGUGCCAAUAUCACCAAGGACACCGUUUUGGAGAGCACUGAGGCGCUCCGCAUGGCUAUUGACAGGAACUCUGAGCAGAUGGCGAGUCACAGCGCGGUGCUGGAGGCAGCCAAGAACCUGUACACCUUCUGCACCAGCUACGUGGACUCCAUCCAGCAGAUGCGCAACAAGUUUGCCUUCAGGGAGGCUAUCAACAAGCUGGAGAGCAACCUCCGUCAGCUCCAGAUUUGCUCAGCCAGCCAGGACUUUACCAAACUGCUCUUGUCUGUGAAAGAAAUCAGUGACAUCGUCCAGAGGUAGCAAAGGCUCCGGUGGGGUGGGUGGUGGAGGAGGGUGGACAUAAUAUGUACACAGAAUGCUGCUCCCAGACUCCGUAACAGUAUGAUAGAAUCAGGAGAAGGACUUGAAUUUGGCUGCUUGCUGCCAGAGGUGUGCACCGAAACGUAGCAUUUAAUCCUGAGUGGCUCUGUAAAUUCCUCGUGUCUGCUUCAGUUACCUCUUGCAAUAACUUUGUUGUCACAUGCAAACAUUCAUACUGUACAAACAGCAGGUGAUUCAGCUUAAUAGAUCAACUCUAGCCUAUGUUCAGCUCACCUUUUCACUCUGUCCCUUUCUCCCUCAUGUGCUUAACAGUCUCAAGACAAUAGCAGUUAAUUCCACUCCAAAACAUAAGAGGAUCAGCAUUUUCCAUUUGAUAAGUAACUGUGACGUUUCAUUACGUAUUCAGGAGCCAACAAAAUACUUGUGUAUUACAAGUCAGCCAUUGUUGAUUACAAACCCAGAACAUGUUGAAACUUUUAAUGGAGUGCUGAUAGUUAAGAGAAGAUAGUGGGGUAAAAACUGAUUCUCACUGACAACCUGAUCCCUCACUGCAAUUCACCUUCCAUCAUUUGCACUGGAGUUUUGUUUUAAAAAGAGAACGUGUCGUUUAGCUUUUGCAGUAUUAGACAGUGGACAUGAAUACCAGACAAUCACCAUAAUAAAUUUAGUUAACACCUUUUAUAGACUGUGCUUUCCUUUGGUUAUGGGACCAUUGGAAUUUAAUACCGUGGCUGCAAAUUUACACAUUGUGUACUCAUCACAACUGAAGAGAUUGUUAAAUUAAUAAGAGUUGAAUGCUGCUGUAAGUGACAGAAAGCAUCAAAUAAUAGUUCACCACUUGUAUAGUUCCUACCUCAUUCGUACUAGUGUUUCAUUUGAAAGCUUAAAAAGCAGACCGAGAAAGCAGUGAAAUCAGCCAGAGCCCCAUUAUUCCGAGGUGGCAAAUCUCAAUCCUGGCUGAAGCUGGCUUUUCUUGUCAGGGUGAAGAGGAUUCAGUUCCAUCUGACAAUCCUGAAACAAGGCAGAAACCAACCCACAACCACCAACACCCUGCCUUCAAUAAACACAACUGCAGAGUGUGGAAUAAUAGUCUAAUCUGGCACUCACCAACACAUUUUGACACUAGGACGUGAGAUACAGGCUGCCAACUCUGAUCUUGAUAUAUUCCUGUAGGUUUCUGCACAUGACAGCAGCUUUCUACACUUCAAAAAUUUUUUUUUUAAAAAGUCCCUAUGGUACAUAACAUUUGCAUUGCACAAUUACCAGGGAAUGACCAUCUCUGAAAAGAAAAUGUCUAACCAUCAGCACUCGGCAUUCAAUAGAAUUACCAUCAUUGAAGCUCCUGACAUCAACAUCCUGGGGAUUACUAUUGAUCAGAAAUUGAACUGGACUAGCCAUAUAAAUGCAGUGGCUGCAUGAGUAUGUCAGGGACUAGGAAUCCUGCAGCAAGUAACUCAUCUGAUCACCUCUCUUCAAGGCACAAGUAACGAGUUUGAUAGCUACACUCCCACACUGUUCUAUAACAAUACUUGAAGCACAACCCACCGUCAAUGCACAGCAGCAAUAUGUACUAUCUACAAGAUGCAUUGCAGGAGUUCACCAAGGCUCCUUAGAGAGCACAUUGCAAACUCAUGAUCUUUACAUUCUAGAAAGAUAAGGGCAGCAGAUACAUAGGAACUUGCAAGUUCUCCUCCAAGUCACUCACCAUCAAACUUGGAAAUAUAUCUCUGUUGCCUCAGUGUGGAUGGGUCAAAAACUCAGGAACUCCCUCCCUAUUGGCAUUGUGGGUAUACUUAAACCCCAUGGACUGCAGCAGUUUCGGAAGACAGCUCACCACCAUUACCUCCAGGCCAGUUAGGGUUGGGUAAUAAUUGCUAGAUCAACCAGCAAGCCCCAUACCCUGGAAUAAAUUUUUAAAAAGCAAAUUUCUUUUGGAGCAGCUCACUUGAGUGACCAGCAGAGUAGUCACUCAUUCCUGGAAGUUUGGUGACUUCCAGCAGUGUGCAUUUGACUGUCUAAAUGUAGAAAGCUACAGCUGUGGCUGUAAUCCAGACUAAUCACAGUGUCUAUUAGUAUUCUGUGUUCAAAGGAGUUGACAAAAUCUCACUCAACACUGCUUAACACACACUCAUAAUCUGUUUUAACAAUUUAACUAAAUGUUAUUAUUACACACUGUUUUCUCACAGUGAGCUCCCGCAAUCAGCAAAUUGGUAAUGACCAGAUUUAAAAAAAGACUAAAGAAGCCUUAAUCUCAGAUGAAGAUAAUGUAUUCCUGGCCAAAAUUAAUAUUACUGAUAUUGGCAAUAUUAAGACUUAGUGGUCUUAAUACUUUUUAGGAUCAAAUUAAUUGAUUCUGAGAACAAUAUGUAACAUGAAAUGAUAUAUAAUUUGUAAUUGUAUGUAAUGUGGUAACUAAAGCAGACUUGAGGACUCGUUCCAUCUUUGUAUAUUUACAUUCUUACAUCUCUGUCUUGCCCACAGCUGAGAUGUAUUCACAGGGCUUGAAUGCAAUAAUUUCCCAUUUGUAAGAUUGUUUUCCUCUCUCUCUAACUAAAAUUGUUCCCAGUGAAUGUUAAAAGUUACUGGUCAAUAGCGAAACUCACUUGAGUAAACCAGGUCAUUUGAACCAAAUGCUCUGCUUUGACGGUAGCUUGUAACUUUUUUACCAGCCAGAAUGUUGUUAAUGACUCCAGAACCUUGACUGCAAAAUCUGAAGGAUUCACAAGCGUUUUAGUAAUUGUCAUCCACAACUUUGCAUCAAGGCUGCCCAUGGACAUUGUCAGCACCAUUUAACAGUUGAAGGGAUGUAUUUUAAAAGGGGUGGGGGAAAAUGUGAUGGGAGAGAAAUGUCCUGUCCUUUGACUUGUUAGGAUGACACAGGAGCAGCCCAUAAUAAAACCGUGAAGACGCACAUGAUGCACUGUUGUAUGGUAGUCAGGUCUUUUGAAAUGCUUGACACUUAACUACAUCAUUGUGUGUGAUUAGCUUGGACACUACUUACUCUGAAUCAGAAGGGGCUUGGAAAACAGACCCAUAGAAACACAAUGUGAAGUAUUGAGAUGGUUUUGGUGUGUGAAAUAUACCUUCACACUUGAGUUUUGUUAAGCAAUGCCUUAACUUCCUUCUCUCAGCAGUCAAGAAUUGGCAUCAACCAGAUAUACAUUUCAAGUUCAUUAAUCAAUCCUACGAGGACUUUAGCAUCCACCAAUCUCAGCAGUUGUAAAGUAAAGCUGAUUCUUUUGUUGGUUAUUAGAAUGAGAUGUUUUUAUAUUGUCAUAGAACUGCACUGUGUUGAAACCUGGAGCAGAAAGGCUAAAUGUGGCACAUUGGAGUCAGAUUUGUUUCCAAAUCUGACAGCUUGCUGUUUUGUUUUUAAUUCCACUUAAUGUUCUGAAAAGACUUGAAAGAAAUCAAAUGCUCAUGCAUUUUCUGUGUUGGGGUCUAGCUUUAUAACUAAAGCUCAUGUGAUAGUUAAAUGGUCUUGAUUUACUUUGAUUCCUCUCACAGCGAUAAUCACUGAAGAUGUAGCCUCUGUGUAUUAGCCAGACAGGGUCAACUCUGAUCCCAGUAAUAAUGGCUAGACUUUCAUGGUUGUAAUAUUUUCAUUUUGUACAUUGUAUCAGUAUUUUUUUUUGUGAAGAGAUUUCCAGUUUCCACUUACCAUACAACAGCAAUUUAGGCACAAUAUUAAAAGGACUUGAAUCUGCUAUUUGAAUUCUCAUCACUGUAAACUGUGUUGUAAAUGUUCUUCCAAAGGGUAUUCUGCCGAGUUCUGUCCAAAUGUGCACCUACACUGAAGCUGCAGCCUGGCAUUGAUAUUGGAGACUUGACCACAAGUUGUUGCCGUACACUGUGUUUAUGUUGAUCAAAUUGCAGAGGUCUCGCGCAGCUACUGCUAACACUGAAGUUGACAAAGAUCAAAGCAAGGCUGGGCCAGAUCAGUGUGAGAACAGCGUCUUGUGUAGAAAAUCCUGUUUAAAUUGCAUCAUAGAAAUGGGCUAAUUUAGCCCAAUCAGCUUGUGUCAGCAUCUACUUUCCACAAGAAAUUGUCUGGCUUAGGAACAUCAGAGCAGGAUUCAGCCCCUCAAACCUAUUCCACUUUUCACUUCGAUCAUGGCACAUCUGUAUUUUGACUCCAUUUCUCUUCCUUGGCUUAUCCCUUGCUCAACAAAAAUCUACCAAUUUCAGUCUUGAAAAUUGACUCAGUAAUCUAUUUUUUCAGGGAGAGUUCCAGACUUGCAUGAAAAAAUGUUUCCUGAUUCACAUCCAGCUGACCUACCUCCAGUGUUAGGGUUUUCACCUCAUGUUCUUGUUUCCUCCACCAGAGGAAAUAAUAUCUGCCCUGUCGAAAGGCUUCUUCAAUUUAAUCUUCUACAUCAGGUCAUCCUGCAACCAUUUCAACUAAAGGGAAGAGAAACCCAGUAUAAAUACAAAUAUUGAACAUUUGAGUUUGAACAGAUCAAAAUGAUAGCAUUCUCUGUCCGGUAUAACUAACUUGACAUUGUAGAUAUCUUGUAGUGAGGAUAAUUCUUAUGAAUGGAUAAAGGUUACAAUUGUAACUUAUUGAUGACACAAAUCACUCUAACAAAUGUUGGCAGCACAAAAAUGCACCUGAACAGCAAAACAAGCCCAAAAAAUUACUGAGAAUCAUAAACAUGGCAACUUUGCUUUAUUGUGAAACCAUAAUCAAAUCUUAGCGCCUCAGCUCCCAUAUCAUUAUUAAAGCCUUUUCCAUUCUUAUUUAAUAAUGAAUUCUUCAUGUGACAUCAGUUCUCAAACAACUGAAUAAGUAAUAACCUCAUUCCCAUGGAUACCUGACUAGUCCAUGUCUGUGUUUAUUCUUCCUAAUGAGCUUUGUCCCAUUCUGCUUUCUCUAAUUCUAUAAAUGUAACUUUUGGUACAGCCCCUCUUCAUGGUUUGGACUGAAGCUUUGGGGUGAUGUCGAGGAGUGGUAGUGUCACUGUGCUAGUAAUUGAGAGGUCCAAGCUCAUGCUUUGGGAACGCUGGUUCAAAUCCAACCAUGGCAGCUAGUGGUAUUUAAAUUUUCUUCAUAAAGUCUGGAAUUGAAAGCUUCCCUCGGCAACAAUAACCAUGCGAACUAUCAUCAAUUGAUGUAUUUAGUACUUCAGUGACCCUUAGGGAAGAAAAUUUGCUACCCUUACUCAUUCUGGCCUACGUGUGACUUAAGGCACACAGCAACUGAGUUGACUCUUAACUGCUCUCUGAAAUAAUCCAGCAAGCAACUCGACAAGAAUUAUGGACAGACAACAAAUGCUGGCUUUGCCAGUGACACCCUCAUCUUUUAAAGGUUUUUUUAAAAUAAGUUACCCCUUAAAUGCAUCUGUACUACUUGCCUCAUUAUGGUAGCUAAUUCCACAUCUUCACCCUUCUUUGAGGUUUUAAAAGAAAGGUUUUCCUUAGUUCUCUUAAGCUCACCUGCCUAUUAACCUGUUCUUUGUUCUUUUCCUUGAGCCUUCACUUUUUAUAGAGAAAAGAGUCCUCGUCCCAGUUUUUACUGAUAACUAUAGACUUUCGGUCCUGGUAUCAGCCUUGUGAAUCUCUUUUGCAUCUCCAGCACCUCUAUGUCCUGCUUGUAAUGCUCACAAGGGCCCUCACCACUCUUCCAGUCCCAUUCUUCCAUCACCACCUCGCCUUGGAAACACUGACAUCAUCUUACAUAGAUUUACAUAUGUUAUACAGUACAGCCAUUGAUCCAGUUGGUCUGUACCUGCUGCACACAAUCCCCCCCCUCAUUGGCCCUUAUCAAACCCCAAUAUAACCAGUUCAUUUCCACCUAAUAUGCUAUUAGAUGGAGUUUACUCGUUCAAACUCCUGAAGAAGGACAUCUGAGCAGUGCCUUUUAAUAGUCUACAGUCAGUGGUAUUGCUCUAGAGAUUGAGGAAUAAACAAUCCCCUGCCCUCACGAAAUUGAAUAUAUAGCUUGUCCCUCGUGUUAAAGGCCUACAGCUAAGCAGAGUGCCUGCUGUUGACAGAAUGGCUGAAAUGUGGAGCAUGUCCUGCUGGAGGCAGUGUUAAAACCCAAAUCCCAAGACCGUGAGGCAUUCAGAGCAUCAUUGCCAUGUUACUAUAAUGAGGUAAUUAUGUGGAUUAUAGCAUAAAUUGACCAGAGUACAAUCAAUAUCUGACCACCCACAAUGGAACGAUGAGUGCAGGGUCUCCCUAAUAUGUUGGUGAAGGCCUGACCAUGCAAAUAUUGGAAAUGAUAACAAGUGAUUGGUUAGCACAAAGUAGAUGCAGUGGUUUUUAAAGCAAAUUUAUGAAUAACUAUGUAAGUUAGCUGGCUGAGCUGGAAGGUUUGUUUUCAGGCGUUUUGUCACCGUACUAGGUAACUUAAUCAGUGAGAGGCUCUGGUGAAGUGCUGGUGGUAUGU